AAAAUUAUUGGCCCUCCGAACUUUCUCUUUGUAGUUGGAAUCCGGAUACAGUACAAUACACAUUUCAGCUCAAUACAUGAUAUGACAAUUGCUCACAAUACACAGAAAUUCAACACGGAUAUAUUUGCCAGUGUAAGGCUGGUUUUCCAAUCGAGGCUGUUCUGAGAACUGUCAUGGCGGAUACAAUCGACUUUGAGAAAUCUGAAAAGUGCAACUGAUGAGGUCUCAGCAAACAAGUUGCUUCCUUUUUUGAUGAAUUCUGAGGAGGAUGACUUGGGAAUUGAAGAAAAUUCAGAGAAUGGUUUUAAGAAUUAAAACUGUGUGACUUUGAAAACAUCGCAAACAAAGACCACAACACAAGCCAAAUGAUGAUGGGCGAAUCAAGUCAGACAGCGAGCGUUUCUGUUUUAAAGAGAUUUGCAAAAGAUAACCUGGUUGUUCAGCUAGAAGAGUUUCAUGGAGCAAAAGACCUGGUGAUAGAUGAAGAGCUUUUGAGACCACUGGACCGGUUUGCAGGUGUAUCUGUUCUGAAACAACAUGGUGUUGAGAAGAUCUACAAACUUGAGGCAAAAUGUGCAGAUGUUGGCUGCGAAAGGCGGAUGUAUGUGACAAGGCCAUACGUUUCAAGAAUGAAGAUGAUAGUAGAUCACAUAAAGCUGGACAAAGAGAAGAAGCUGAAUAUCGAUUACAGGGUUGUAUUUACUCCAAAAAAGUUGGCUCUCUGUGACCACUACUUUGAAGAAGAAGGUGUAUAUGGAGAUGUCAAAAUGGAAGAACUGCCAUUAGAUUUCAUUGUACUUGAUGAUGACGUAAUGUCGAUGGAAAUGCCUUUUUUCUUCAGAGAUCUCUAUUUGAAUGGGGAUUUAACGUGGAUUUCAACUGUUGCAAGAACUAUCAAAACGAUCCAAUCAACAUUCGGCUCCAUUCCAAAAGUUACCUGUUUCGGGACUGCAUCAAAGAUGGUUUAUGAUUUACUACAAGUUAUUAUGGAAGAUGAACGAGAAUAUAUUCCCAUUGGUGGACCAGAAAUCUCCUCCCUAGUGAUAUUUGAUAGAGAUGUUGAUUGCGUCACUCCACUCUGCUCACAGCUUGCUUAUGAAGGACUGCUUGCCGAUGUGUUUGGAAUCUCUAGUGGAUAUGUUGAUUUUGGCAAAGAUGUGACUGGAAGUGAUAAAAGCACGCGUGUUUUGCUUAGUUCAGGUGACCCGGUUUUCCAAGAAAUAAGAGACAGGCAUUUCACUAGUGUUUUUCCUCUGCUGAGUAAUAAAGCGAAGCAGUUGCAAGUUGGAUAUAAUAAACGAAACGAUAUUCAGUCUGUAAGUGAUAUGAAAGCCUUUGUGUCUCAGGAUUUAAAAAACCUGAAACAGCAGCACAAGUCGCUGUCAUUACAUAUCAGUGCCUGUGAGUCAAUAUUAAAGAGAAAGACCGCUGAAGAAUUCGAAAAAUUCUUACACAUGGAACAAAGUAUAUUGGAUGACAUAGAAGUCAAAGAAACGUUUGCUUUUAUUGAAGAAUGCAUAAAUAGACAGGCUUCUCAAUAUAAUGUAUUACGGUUACUUUGUUUGCUUUCCCAGACGCGUGGAACUGCUGAUGUCACUCGUUUGAAGUCACUGAAACUUCAAUAUCUUCAGAGCUAUGGCUAUGAGCACCUACUGACAUUCAACAACUUGAGCAAAGUGGGAAUUUUCAAUGAAGGACCUGAGAAAAAAAUUCAGUUUCAACGAAUAAAAAAGAAGAUGGAUCUUGUGCCAAAGAAUCCAGCAAGUAUCAAUGUGAAGAACCCCACUGACAUGUCAUACAUAUUUGGAGGUGCCUAUACACCACUCUCUAUCAAAAUAAUUGAGCAGUACAUUUGUAAAGGACUUAACACCGUUGAAAACCUGCUGAAGCCUGAAGGAAUUUCAGUUUUUGAGAAUAGAAAGCCUUCUUCAGUUCGUGCUACAAAAAGCCAUUUACAACCAUCUGAAACUGCCAAGAAAUCAGUUCUUGUUGUGUUUGUUGGAGGGUGCACACAUUCUGAGAUUAGUGCUUUAAGAUUCCUUGGAAUCAAAGAAGGAUAUCACUUCAUGGUUUUGACAACCAGUAUAACUACUGGUGUAUCCUUUGUUAAAUCACUUUUGCCGCCAUAAGUGCAGAACAAGAUGACAAGAGCAAGUGACUGCAUUUAUGCUAAAUAUUAUAAUAGAUACAUG
Messenger RNA from Rhopilema esculentum, 2192 nucleotides. RefSeq names its product vacuolar protein sorting-associated protein 33B. Gene Ontology annotation, biological process: vesicle-mediated transport. The record is from RefSeq and is a predicted model, not a curated record. Lineage: Eukaryota; Metazoa; Cnidaria; Scyphozoa; Rhizostomeae; Rhizostomatidae.